AUGGAUAGAAAGGGAAAUGCGAAAUUUAUUUCAUUUAAUUGUAAAUCUCUGAAAAGAUCUUUUGAUGGAAUAAGAGAUCUUUGUAACAAAGCGGACAUCAUAGCUUUGCAAGAGACGUGGCUCUUUCCUCAUGAGUUGCCAGAGCUAGAGGGCAUUAAUAAGGAGUUUGGCAGCACGGGAACAUCUGCGAUGGACGCCUCAGCAGGCCUCCUUACGGGCAGGCCUUACGGUGGCGUUGCUAUCUUAUGGAGAAAGAGUGCUUUUCGAUCAGUGUCAGUUAUAGAUUGUGGUGAUGCUCGCUUGUCUGCAGUGAAAAUACAAGCUAGUGGUAUGUCUUUUAUGUUAUUUAGCGUUUAUAUGCCUACUGAUUGUCCCGAUAACCUGCAUACUUUCACUCAGUGUUUAAGUUCAAUCAGUGCAAUUAUUGAAGAAAACAGUGACUGUUCGGUAGUUUAUAUGUUGGGUGACUUCAAUGCACAUCCUAAUGAACUGUUUUGUAGACAUUUAUUGGAGUUUUGUGAUGACCAGACGUGGACUUGUGUGGACCUUAAUCUUAUGAAAGAUGACACGUAUACUUUUAUUAGUGAGGCCCAUGGUUGUGUGAGGUGGUUGGAUCAUUGCGUUGUCACGAAUGCAGCGUUGUCCACAAUAGUUAAUGUACAAGUCGAGUAUGACGUGCAAUGGUCUGAUCAUUUCCCACUUAUAAUAGAUUGUGACUUGGAUCUAGUGCCGUAUAGGCACACGAUGGUCUCUACAGGGGUAUUCAGUGGGGUUGUAUGGGGGGAACAUACUGACGAACAAGUCCGUAGAUAUAGUAAAAUAUGUCAUGAGCAACUACGAGAAAUUGAUAUCCCGGGCGAAAUGAGUUAUUGUUGCGAUGGAACUUGUGUUAAUGCUGAGCACAAAUUAUUAAUAAGAAAUAUGUACCUGAGACUGGUUACUAUAUUAUCCGCUGCAGCAACAGCCUCGUGUAAGGUGGUGAGGGUACGAAGGAGGGGUGGUUACGUUGCGGGUUGGAACAAAUAUGUUGCAUAUUACCACAGAGAGGCCAGGUUGAGGUUUUUGACCUGGGUGGAAGCGGGAAAACCGAAUACGGGUCAGACAUAUGUUGAUAUGAAGAAAAGUAGUAAAUCGUUUAAGCAGAAGCUGAAGUUGUGCCAAGAUAGGCAGGUGCAAUUUAAAAUGGAUGCACUUGCUUCCCUUCACUCUGCUAACAAUUUCAAACAGUUCUGGAAAGUGACGGGAAAUAUGAGCCAAAAGCCUGGCCUUCCUGUGUGCGUGGAUGGUAUUAGUGACAAGCAUAUGAUUGCUAAUAUGUUUAGUGAACAUUUUAGGGUGUUACCGCAGCAUAAGACAGAUAUGUCUCGAUCGUGUGGUGCUGGGAGUAUUGGCAGUCAGGUUAGGGUUAGGUUUACAGCGAAGGAGGUUAGUCGCGUUAUCAGUGGUAUGAGUGGAGGUAAAUCUCCUGGAUGCGAUGGUCUCAGCAUCGAGCAUCUUAGGCACGCUGGGGUCUGCCUGCCACACGUCCUAUCUCAAUUUUACAAUCUUUGUCUUUGUCACGGUUACUUACCAGAGGAACUUACUAAAACUAUAGUAGUUCCUAUUAUUAAGAACAGAACUGGGGAUGUCUCGGAUAGAAAUAACUACCGUCCCAUCUCACUUGCCAACAUUAUGGCCAAGGUGCUGGAUGGCCUGCUUAAUGACAUUCUCAUGAAGCACAUAAAGCUGCAUGAAGCUCAGUUUGGUUUUCGAAGUGGGCUUUCUACUGAAAGUGCUAUAUUGUGUCUUAAGCAGGCUGUACAGUAUUAUACGGAUAGGAAAACGCCGAUAUACGCGUGUUUUCUGGACUUGUCAAAAGCUUUUGACACUGUCCUAUAUGAUAAGCUUUGGGGGAAGCUGGGCGAUGCGGGUGUGCCAGUGGAGGUAGUAUCGCUGUUUCAGGAAUAG
This is a messenger RNA of Melitaea cinxia (Glanville fritillary), 1947 nucleotides long. RefSeq lists its product as uncharacterized. The transcript has a single exon. The coding region runs from base 1 to 1947 and encodes 648 amino acids. Gene Ontology annotation, molecular function: catalytic activity. Lineage: Eukaryota; Metazoa; Arthropoda; Insecta; Lepidoptera; Nymphalidae. The record is from RefSeq and is a predicted model, not a curated record.